This is a messenger RNA of Camellia sinensis, 1954 nucleotides long. RefSeq names its product transducin family protein / WD-40 repeat family protein (gene SWA1). Gene Ontology annotation, cellular component: nucleolus. The record is from RefSeq and is a predicted model, not a curated record. Gene Ontology annotation, biological process: rRNA processing; positive regulation of transcription by RNA polymerase I. Gene Ontology annotation, molecular function: protein binding. NCBI's taxonomy places the organism in Eukaryota, Viridiplantae, Streptophyta, Magnoliopsida, Ericales, Theaceae.
UGUAAAGGGAACCCAGAGAAGUAUACCCUUCUCGCAAACCCUAAACCCUAACCAACUUCAGAGGCCAACAAGACUCUCAUCUCAGCCCACUCGAACUCUACAUCCACUGUAACUUCCUCAAGCUCUUUCAAUGGCGGCAGACCAGCCAGGCAUAGCCAAAACCUUCCCAGUGAAACCAAAACUCAAACCCAUUUCCAAAAAAUCAACACCAGAAUCAAAGUAUUGGAAAUCAUUCAAAACCCAACCAACCCAAACCGUAAUCUCCUCCAUAACCUCCCUCUCUUUCUCCCCAAUUUCCCCUCACGAUUUCGCCGCCACCCACUCCGCCACCGUCACAAUCUUCUCCUCCCAAACCCUAGAACCCAAAUCCACCAUCUCCUCCUUCUCCGACACCGCCACCUCCGCCUCCUUCCGCUCCGACGGCCGCCUCAUCGCUGCCGGCUCCCACUCCGGCCUCGUCCAGGUCUUCGACGCCAAGUCCCGAAACCCCCUCCGCCGCCUCCGCGGCCACUCCCGCCCCGUCCACCUCGUCCGCUACCCCCGCAUCGACAAGCUCCACCUUUUCUCCGGCGGCGAUGACGCCAUCGUCAAGUACUGGGACGUUACGUCCGAAACCCCAAUUGCUCAGUUCAUCGAGCACAAAGAUUAUGUUCGGUGCGGCGAUGGAUCGCCUGCGAGUGACGAUAUGUUCGUUACGGGGUCGUAUGAUCAUAGAAUCAAACUUUGGGAUGUUAGGGUUUCGAGUGCUAGCUCGGUUAUGGAGGUCAAUCAUGGAAAACCGGUAGAGGAUGUAAUUUUCUUGCCUUCCGGGGGGUUAAUUGCUACUUCUGGUGGGAAUUCUGUGAAAAUUUGGGAUGUGAUUGGUGGUGGGAAGUUACUCUAUUCAAUGGAGAGUCAUAAAACUGUGACUUCGAUUUGUGUAGGGAAGAUUGAGGAUAGAGGUGAGGAGGCUCAACAAUAUCGUAUUUUAAGUGUAUCUUUAGAUGGGUACAUGAAGGUUUUCGAUUAUGCAAAAUUUAAGGUUACUUAUUCCAUGAGGUUUCCAUCGCCACUUUUGUCAAUUGGGUUCUCUCCUGAUUGUUUGACUAGAGUUAUCGGCACUUCAAAUGGGAUAAUAUAUGCUGGGAAGAGGAAAACGAAAAAAAAUGUGGGGUCUGAGUUGGGGAAUUUUGUGGGUUUGGGUCCUAUUGAGGAGCCUCCAAAGCGGGUUUUGAGGCCUUCGUCUUUCAAAUAUUUUCGUCGUGGCCAAAAUGAGAAGCCUUCAGAAGGGGAUUUCUUGAUUAUGAGGCCAAAGAAAGUGAAACUGGCAGAGCAUGAUAAGUUGUUAAAGAAGUUUACGCACAAGGAAGCUUUUGUAUCGGCAUUGAGGGGGAAGAAUCCGGACAUUGUGGUGGCUGUUAUGGAGGAAUUGGUGGCGAGGAAGAAGUUGUUGAGAUGUGUUUCAAAUCUGGAGACAGAAGAACUUGGUUUGCUGUUGGGUUUUUUGCAGAAGUACUCAACAAUGCCAAAGUAUGCAGGAUUGCUGUUGAAAUUGGCAAAGAAAGUUCUUGAAAUGAGAGCUGAAGAUGUUAGAUCUUCUGAUGUCUUGAAAGGCCAUAUUAGAAACCUAAAGCGAUCAGUUGACGAGGAGAUAAGAAUACAACAGUCAUUGCAGGAGAUACAAGGCAUACUUUCCCCUUUACUGAGGAUUGCUGGGAGGCGAUAAAUGAGGAGCUUUUUUUUGUAACUUACCCGGUAUUUUUAAUUUUUGUUUAUCUGCUUGGUUUUCUUUCAAGAUGAUAGUUAUGCAGUUUUGUUUUAUCAGAAUUUGAUAUUUGUUUCUCUUUUUAGUUUUUGUGCCUUGAAGGCAAUCUGCUAGAAAGCUAAGGCUAGGGCAUGCCCUUGUUUUGGUUUGUCCAAUUAUUGUUUUAUUGCUAAAUGAAAACAUUUCUUUGUGGUAUGCUUGUUCUUACUA